Molecule: messenger RNA, 5258 nt
Organism: Verruconis gallopava
Lineage: Eukaryota; Fungi; Ascomycota; Dothideomycetes; Venturiales; Sympoventuriaceae
Exons: 1
Coding region: 200-5125 (1641 amino acids)
Cellular component (GO): Swr1 complex
Molecular function (GO): ATP binding; histone binding; ATP hydrolysis activity
Source: RefSeq, a predicted model, not a curated record
CAUCGGCGCAAAUUACAAAAAGAUUCAUAGCGCGACAACCAGACGUCCAGGCUCAGUUCUGCCAACGAUUUCGACACAAGCAGCUUACGAGCUAUCUGUCGACGCAAUUUUUACCUGUUUUUGAACUGACUUCGCGUGCGAUCGGCUGGUCUCCUGGCUUUGAGUCGACGUUAUUGAUGGUCUCGAUCGACGCCUGGAGAUGAGUGACAGCGCAAACGCGCCACCACAGAAUCACAGCCAUGAUGAACCAUCGAUAGCAAUACAUUCUGAUGUCGCGCUUAGCGCCAACGGCAUCAAGUCGGAAGAGGAAAACGGAAUGCCCAUUUCGAACGGAACAAGAAAUGGGCUGAUCAUCGAGGGCGCCAACAAGAAAAGGACGAUUCGCGACGGCGAUCGGAUAGACACAUUCAAUAAACGGAGGAAAGUCAGUAGCGCACCUAAGUCUGGCGUUUUAUCACGGCCAGUGUCGCCGCCGUGGCAAUUUGGCAGCGUGGACAAGGCUACUCUGGUUGUAGACGGAAAGAGGAGGUCUGCAAGGACAACAGCAACUUCUUCUCCUGCGCCAGUCAAGGAAGAAGAAAGGCGACCUCGGCGCGAAUCAGCUACCAAGAACAGGACAAGCUCAUCGAACCAACAGAAUGGUUCGAAAGCUGGGGCAAAAAAGAGUGCUCAGAAUUCAUCACACAGGCAUGCACGAUCUGUUGAGAAGAUUACUCCUGCGGAAACGUUCAAAAGGCCGUCUAAACCUUCAAAACCGUCCGAUUCGCCCUCCUUGACGACUCCCAAAAAUAGUAAACGCACCAGACGUGAAAGCAUUACAAGUGUGUCUGCAGAAAAGAUAGCUCCUUCCUCAGCCCCGCAAAGGACAGGCACGAGGCGAUCUUCGCGUCGGUCAGAACUCUCACAAGAGCAAGUCGCCUAUUCUGCGGCAGUAGAUGGUGAUACUUCUCCUGGACGCUUCCAGAAGCUCAAGUUAAGGCUUCGGGAGCCAAAGCUGGGAAGAUCUCACCCAGGACAUUGGCCACAACAGCGGAAAUUUUCCUCUUUUCAGGACUGGCUAGACAAUGACGAUCCGCUGGAGGGUGAAACGGACGUCCCUAUGAAAGACGAAGACGUACAGAAGGAGAUUCAAGCCCGUUUGAGGAUCGUACGUGCAACUGAGCCGGGAGGUCUGCUUACGGAAGGUCGAUGCACGCGUUUCUUGGAAGGAGAUUCUCGAGAACCUCCGCCUCGAUAUAAUCUAUGGGACCAUUUGUGCGCUCACGCGAUCAACUUCCACGGCUUAUUAGGCAAGGAGAAGGAAAGGCAUAAAAGAUGGGCCAAGCAGCUGGCAUCCGCAUGUCAGAUAGCGUUGGCGACAGAAGAUCGUUGGUCAAACGUGAGGGAAAGAAAAUCCGUCGAGGAAAUCCAGAAAGAGCAAAUAGGCUACCAGAUACGUCGGUACAAGCAGGUUGUUAAGGACUUGGGCGGUGCCUGGGAGCUUGCACGUAAUGAAGUUAACAAGAUACGAUUCGAACAGUGGGAAAGGGAGCAAGAAGCUCUUGGCAAGAAAGCUCUAGAUGAGAUGUUGGAUCACUCUACACAAUUGUUGUGGCAGCAUCGCACACGAGAUUCGUCCGAAUAUCCUAGUGAGGCAAGGUCCAGCAUUGGGCCGACUGGGUCUGAGACAGGCACAGGGGUCGAGGAUUCUGAUCGUAAUGACGACGAUGCAAAUUCUGAAUCAAAUGCCGAAUCGGAAUGCGACAGCGAAAAUAUGUCCGUUUCAAGUGAGGAUGAGGAUGAGGAUGGCGUCGACGCUCAUGAUGAUGAUGCAAAUCUGAGUCCCGAAGCGUUGCGACGAAAAUAUGCAUCUGUUCUUGCACAAGAGUUGCCAAAUGCAUCUGAGUCAAGCGAGAACGAAUUAGCCGAGGACGAGGAUGACGAUAGCAAUACUGACGAGGAACAGACGGCAGAAAGCGAAGAUGCAGACGAAGACGAGGAGGAAGGGGAGGAUGAGGAACAUAGUCUGCUUUCUUUGAUGCUACCAAAGACAAGCCGUCCCAACGUGGCACCACAUCAGUAUCCGAACAAGUCUGUGGAAGUCGAUUCCAAGAUGGAUUCUUCAGGAACAGCUGACGACGCAGCAUCCAUUAUCGAAAGCGAUCGACCUCCACCUGAGCUUGAGGAGGUAGACGAUAUACUUAUGGAUGAUCCGGAUGAAGAAUCUACGGAUAUGGACGAUGAUGAUGAGUCAGAUAUAGAUGAAAGCGGCACAGAAGCCUCCGACUCGUCAGCAGAAGAGACUGAAGACGAGUUGGGCUUAAUGGGCUUCUAUCCCAAGCCAAAGAAGUCUCGAGAAGAAACAUCUGCCAGUCAUCGGUCGCACGUUGCGGAAGACACAGACAUGGUCAAUGAUGAAGCAAGUGACGAUGUGGAUGAGCUCAUGGCUGAUCGCCCCAAACCGACGGAGAAGGACAAAUCCGACCAAUCCAGGUUAAGCACUCCGCACACUCCUGUUGAGCCAGUCAAGACCGAGGUCCCGUCUCUUCUUUUGCGUGGCUCCUUGCGAGAAUAUCAACAUGAUGGCCUAGACUGGCUUGCGAAACUGUACGCCGGCAAUCGUAACGGUAUUCUUGCGGACGAAAUGGGCCUGGGCAAGACAAUUCAGACGAUUUCCCUACUCGCACAUCUUGCGGUGCACCACAAGAUCUGGGGUCCACAUCUUGUCGUUGUACCGACUAGUGUCAUGUUGAAUUGGGAAAUGGAGUUUAAAAAAUGGUUACCUGGCUUCAAAAUUCUGACUUACUACGGCGACAUCGAAGAGCGACGGAGAAAGCGCCAAGGCUGGCUCAACGACGACAAAUGGAACGUGUGUAUUGCCUCGUAUCAGCUCAUUCUGAAGGACGCCCAAGCUUUUAAGAAGCGAAGCUGGCACUAUCUCAUCCUCGAUGAAGCGCACUACAUAAAGAAUUUUCAGUCUCAGAAGUGGCAAACCCUUCUCACAUUCAAGACGCAUUCUAGACUGCUCCUAACCGGUACACCCUUGCAGAACGACCUUCAAGAAUUAUGGUCACUUCUUUAUUUCCUGAUGCCUGCAGGUUUGGACGGCUCUGGCGGCUUCGCUGAUCUAGAGAAAUUCCUCAAUUCGAUGAAGCGACCGGCGGACCAGAUUCUCAAUCAAGGCCAACAAAAGCUCGAUGCUGAAGCGCAAGCACGUGUCAACAAGCUCCACGAAGUUCUUCGACCAUUCCUCUUACGACGUUUGAAAUCCGAAGUCGAGAAGCAAAUGCCAGGAAAAUACGAGCAUGUCGUUUAUUGCCGACUGUCAAAACGUCAGCGCCAACUCUAUGACGAGUUCAUGAGCCGCUCAGAUACGAAGAGAACGCUUCAGAGCGGCAAUUACAUGAGUAUCAUGAACUGUCUGAUGAGCUUAAGAAAAGUCUGCAAUCAUCCAGACCUGUUCGAGACCAGGCAGAUUGUAACCAGUUAUGCCAUGCCAAAAUCAGCGAUCGCAGACUAUGAGAUUAAAGAACUGCUAGUGCGUAGACGGUUUUUGAAGUCUCAAGAUUCAGUCAAUCUCGAGCAUCUCGGAUUCGUGCCUACGAUAUUUGAGAAACAUAGCCGCUUAAGCCAGUUCCGACGCUAUCAUCUUCGCGCUGUGGAGCCUUUGCAAGGGCUUGUGGAGAGGCAAACCAGGCGCCUAAAGCCUGCAGACAACGUAGGCUAUGGCACAGUGAAGGAAACAAUACGCCAUAUAGAAGCGGAUGCGGAACAUUCGGUGCUACACUCUCUCAAGAACCGUCUGAUGCAUGCAAGAAGAACUACGGAUCAGUGGCCGAUAUACGGCACAGAUUUUGUUGGCCUAAUGACCAUGCCGAACCGCUUCUUCCCUUCGGUACCGACACGCAAACAACUUCAAACACGGUCCAUGGGCGAUUGGUACACCGAAGAUAACUGCGUCCUCAUCCAGGAGCUCAUGCCCAAUCUUCCUGAAGUGGCGAAGCGUUGCGAAUCCCUCGUAACCAAAUUCACCUGUCUUACCCCAGCCGUAGUCGCGGAAGACGUCAAGGAAUAUGCCUUGACACGCAGGGGCAUGGAGCUCGUUCAUGAAGCUCAAGCAUUGACAUCAUCGAGUCCAGACCCAUACCAUGAGGCACGUAUACGUUCUUCGAUUGCCUUCCCCGAUAAGCGUCUACUCCAAUACGAUUGCGGCAAGCUUCAAGCCCUGGCAACUCUUCUUCGCGAGCUUCAGUCCGGUGGUCAUCGAUGUCUCAUCUUUACACAAAUGACCAAGGUCCUCGAUAUCCUCGAACAGUUCCUCAAUAUCCAUGGCCAUCGAUAUCUUCGUCUUGACGGUGCCACGAAGCUUGAGCAGCGUCAAAUUCUCACUGAUCGCUUUAAUAACGAUCCCCGCAUCCUCGCCUUCAUCUUGUCAUCUCGAUCUGGCGGUCUCGGCAUCAACCUCACUGGCGCUGACACGGUCAUAUUCUAUGAUCUGGAUUGGAAUCCCGCAAUGGAUGCGCAGUGUCAAGACCGCUGCCAUCGUAUAGGACAGACACGCGACGUGCAUAUUUACCGAUUCGUUAGCGAGCACACCAUCGAGGCCAACAUCCUUCGCAAGUCCAACCAGAAACGCCUCCUCGACGAUGUUAUCAUUCAAAAGGGUGAAUUUACCACCGAUUGUUUCAAUCGUGUUACAUAUAAAGACGCUUUUGCCGACGCAGAAGAACUCGCGGGAGAGGACGCAGAUGCCUCUGCAGCCAUGGACCGCGUCCUGGGCGAGGUCACAGGUCUUGGCACGGUACUCGACAGCGUUGAAGACAAAGAAGAUGCUGUAGCCGCCAAGGAAGCUCAAAAGGAGGCUAUAUACAACGCAGACGAUGCCGACUUUAAUGACUCCAGCAAUCAAGUCACGGGAGCAGCGACAACACCACGAGGCGGCUCUCAGGCACCUGGAAUGGUCGACGAAGUGGCUCAAGCUGCGAGAGAAAUGGCAGCGGAUGAGAAAGGUGCCGUAGAUGAGUGGAUGGUCAGAUACCUGGAUUCAUUUGAGAUGAGAGGGUUGCCCGUUGUGCUACCGAAGGCGAUAGUGAACGCACAGAGAAGCAAGGCGAGAAGAGGUCGAGAUUACCGGCGAAAGAGAUGACAUUUACAAGGGGGGGGAAAAGCACUUGUGAGAUCUACAUCGUCAAACUCAAGUAAUUUUAUGUAUAAACAUGAACAUGAGAAACAGCCUUUUAGCUGGUUAUCAUCGUACAUGAUGAGCAACACGUCCUCUC